Mya arenaria is the source of this 4050-nucleotide messenger RNA. RefSeq lists its product as uncharacterized. Bases 140 to 1249 code for a protein of 369 amino acids. The record is from RefSeq and is a predicted model, not a curated record. The transcript has 3 exons. NCBI's taxonomy places the organism in Eukaryota, Metazoa, Mollusca, Bivalvia, Myida, Myidae.
CAAACAUUUGUCAUAAUUAAUGAGUCAUUUCAAGUAAAUUUUCUUGGUGGAUUUUUUAUUUGUACAUUAAUUAUAAACAAGUUCUAGACCAAUAAUAUAUAUAAAGUGAAGGUGUGCCGUCUCAAAUUCGACUUCAAGAAUGUCCGUUUGCAACAGUAAAGGACCAAUAAGGCGAGUAGUUUUUCUCUUUCUGGCGUGUCUCUCCGUCUACAUCUAUCUCUUCACCAGCACAUUUGGUGGCAUCAAGUCGUCUGCUGUAUUUAAAGUCGUCGAUGUAAACCUUCAGGCCGUAUCACAAGACAAGAUCGUAUCCACUACCGAGGUAGUUAACAUCCAUAGCAACGUGGAUAAAGAAGUAGUUAACAUCCAUAGCAACGUGGACAAAGAACAAUUCCAAAAGUAUAGAACAAGGAUUUCAAAAAAAGAGAGUGUACCAUUGUUGACGUUAUUCAUCACGUGGAAUUACAAUCUUGAAAAAGACCUAGUCCAUAAUAUAACAGUGUUCAAUUGGAUGUCCCUUAAUCCUUUUGUGAUACCGGUAGUGUUUACUAAUGACAGUGACGUUUCUGCAGAUUGUUCUAGAAACGGGUGGAAGGUCUUGCCCGUCUUGGUCACGGCUGCUGAAGGUGUUCCAGUUCUGAAAUACAUGUACAGAGAUGUGAUGGAGAAAUACAACACCACCUUCUAUGCCUACACCAAUGCGGACAUCCUCUUCACUGACACUCUACUAGACAGCCUUGUCCAGAUCAUCACAAAUAUCUCUCUAGAUCUCACUCAGCCUGCAUUAAUAGUUGGGAAAAGAACCAACGUUAAAAACUUAACAUCAGAUGAAGGAAGUACUUGGUAUAAUAUAACUAAGACUGCAAAAGAUAGGGGCACAUUGUAUACUAUUUGGGCAGUAGACUAUUUUAUUACGACUAGAUCGUUUCCAUGGCAUGACAUAGCCGAGGUUGUAAUUGGAAGGCGAGCUUAUGAUAAUUGGUUAGUUUUUCAUUCCCGAAAAAUGAAUUAUUCUGUGAUAGAUAUUACAAGCACAGUGUUAGCUGUUCAUCAAACGACAAAAGCAGGAAAUAAGGAAGGUCAUAGUCAUAAAAACAGUGACUACAAUCAUAAUUUGUUAAUAAAAAUGUACAAAAUGGUGAAGUACCACGUUGGUGUUAUCGCAUGUAUAGAGAAAUAUACAAAAUAUGAAUAUGGUAAUUUUAGUAUAAAAACGCGUGAUUACCGGAAAAGUUGUGAGGCCAGUUGAAGUCAAAUGCAGCAGAAACCUCAAGUUAAAUUUAAAUAUGAAAGAACCUGCUUAUUACGAAGCAGUAAAAUUUGCAGUCGCAAUGUGAUUUAUACGAGUAUAUAUAUAUAUAUAUGAGUAGUAUAGUGAAAUGCCAACCCGUAGAAGCAAGUGUAACAGCAUACAUUAGCUAACUAAUCAUGAGGUAAUGUGAGCAAAUGUUCUACUUGCAUGGCUGUAUUUUGGUUGGGGAUUAGACCCAAUUAACAAAAUGCCUUGUUUGUAUACAUUGCAUGUAUAUUCAGCUUAAAUAUGUAAUGGUGAUUGUUUAUGUGUAUGGAUGCUACUAAUGUUGAGGGUUUUGCCAGUGGUGUCGCAUCACAGUACGUUUGCCCAAAAGUUUGAGGCCUUGACUUGGAGAAAGCCAUUUCACUAUUGUGCUUAGAAAAAUAAUUAUAAUCAAAUAUAAAAAAUAUGGUCUAAUGUCGACUGUUGACCAGAUGUACAGAUUGCGUAAUACAAGUUAUUCGACUCAGAUUAUUAAUGAUUAUAAACCAUGAUGCCCUUUUUAAGUUGUACAUUUUAUUUCUUUAUGUUUAAAGCUUGUAGGUACUGUUUUAUUUUUCUAAAUUCUUCUCAUUGCCACUUAGGAUUAAAUAAUUAGAGAAAAAAAUGAGUAUAUAACUAUGAUAGAGUCUCAUAUAAUGUCUGAUAAAUUCGCGAGGUCAGCAAGAUGCUUUAUUAAAAAGAAAUGUAUGGGAAAUACCAAUGAAAUUUCAAACUGGUCCACUGACUUACUAUAUGCUAAUGAGGCAGAUAAGUGGGCGGAGCAUAGCAUCAAUGUUGUUUACUGUAAUGAAAAAUGCAGAUAGAUAGUCGCUCAUGUUUUUGUAAAAUGCACCUCUAAAUGCUGGAACCCUUCAGCAAAAGUUGAUAUAUGCUGAAAUAUAUCAGGGGCGGCACCAGGAUUUGACGUUUGAGGGGGCGUAACUUAGAGGCGUAACCUUUUGAUUUGCGCCUUUUCCUUAGAACCGAAAUUGAAUCAGUGUUGGCAGAGGGGUUUAGGGCUACCCCCUCCCCCCUAGAAAGUUUUAACAAUUUCUAGCCUGAAAUGGUGCAUUCUGGGCGUAUUUUAUUACUUUCUUCUCCUAUAUUGAAAUAAUGUGUAAACUUGGACAAUUUUCACUACCGGAUCCGGGGUGGGGGCGCGCCCACCCUCCCUGGAUUCGCUAGUGAAUAUCGUUUUUAAAGACCACAGUUAAUUAGCCCCAACAGGUUUGUUGUUGCGCGAUUUGUUGAUUGACAUUUUUCGACGUAUUAUCAAUAUGACAAUGUAUCAUCUUAAAAAAACGAAAGACAUCGUGGUCUAGUGGAUCAGGUGUUGUCUUUCGAAACCUCUUGACUUUACCGGUAUGGGUUCGCACCCAACUACAACCAAAACAUGUUUAUACUAUAACUGUAUUUUUUUCUGCAAUUUCGAUGUCAAAGAGUAAAAUAAUGAUGAAAUAAGUGUGUUCAAAUGCAUUACCGGGAAAACUAUUUAAACCAAACACUUCUUAGUUGAAAAAUGAAAAUCAUUAGUAUAUUAAGCAACAUUGAAUUUUAGGCAUUCAGAGAGUCACGUGAUAUACAAAUUUCGUAUUGACGUUGUGCGCGCUAAUUUAAGAUUUGGUUUCGUUUUUUUUUGCAUUUUUUAAUUGCGAUAAAUGCCUUUUUUAAUCAAUUUAAGUGUUAAAAUUGGUCAAAAAUUUAAGAGAAGUCAUUUGGGUAUGCAUAAAAAUACAUAAGUUUACAUCAAUAAAACAUUAUGAGACUUUAAGGAACCCCAUAUACACUUUUAUACACCAAUUAUAUUUAGCGUUAGCAGAAAAUUGUCUCUUUUUAAUCAUUUCAAGCGUUAUUGUCCACAAUCGUUAUAUAACUAACGCUUGGAUCGACGGCUAUUAAGAUCAGCCUAGAAAGUUGUUACUCAAUGGACUUUACAAACGAUAAAAUUGUUUUAGACCGUCAGAUGCAAAGCGGACAGGAUUUAGAAAGCCACCUUUCAGAUUUGCGACGCGUGCCUGACACGGCAAGGUUUACCGUAUAUCAUUAAACACCACCACCUGCGUAUUAACGGAACUACUUUCAUAAAUAUGGGGGUCAAAUGUGUGCUUAUGCUAUUUCAAGUAUUUUCAUGGCAAAACAUCGCUUGUUAUUUACAGAAUAGUUGGACUUGUGAAGUUAUUAUUUUAACUCAGGAAUAUAAAGAUAAAAUCACAUUUACAUACGAUGAGAAAUGACUUUCCAACCACAAGUAGCUACGCCAUUUUGUUGCAGGAAUUUACUUUUCAUGAACGGUUGUGCUGUUAACAAAUAGAGCAACCUGAAAUGCAAUAAUCUUUUUUUUGAUUCCUAUGAAAUUUGUUCAGUAGCAAUCGAGCAUUUAUUACUUUUGUAGCACUUAUUCUGUCCAAAUUGCCAGUAUCAGAGCGGGUCAAUAUAAAUAAUCAUAAUCGUGGUUCCUUGACCCAAAUAUACAUUUUUAUUUUCAUUUCAAGAAAUACUAGUUAACAGUUUAAUAACAGUCUUAAUGCUUUGAUUUAAAUAUUUAUUUUUAAAUUUAUUCCGGAGAAUAGCUCUUAAAAUCAUAUAUUGUAUAAUGCAGUAAAAUGGUACUUAGAUUAUAGUUUUACAUUUAUUUUUGCUUGUAAAUAGACAUUGCCUGAUUUAUUUUAUUGUCAAAUCGAUCAGUUUUUAAUAUGUUCACAUGCAUUGUUUGUAAGUAUAAGUUUUGUAUAGAAAUGUAUAUAUUUUAAAAAAUAAAGUUACUAAUUAUUGAA